Molecule: messenger RNA, 1691 nt
Organism: Zingiber officinale
Lineage: Eukaryota; Viridiplantae; Streptophyta; Magnoliopsida; Zingiberales; Zingiberaceae
Product: serine carboxypeptidase-like 18
Exons: 14
Coding region: 49-1434 (461 amino acids)
Biological process (GO): secondary metabolic process; proteolysis
Molecular function (GO): acyltransferase activity, transferring groups other than amino-acyl groups; serine-type carboxypeptidase activity
Source: RefSeq, a predicted model, not a curated record
UUGUUGCAGCUCAAAUCACUUGAACAGCAACGGAGAAAGAAGGAGAAUAUGGAAAUCCCUCUCCUGAUUGUCUCACUGAUCUUCCUCUUCUUUUCCUCUGCUCUCUCAUCUUCUGUGGUCACCUAUUUGCCUGGAUUCCAAGGCUCCCUUCCCUUCUACUUAGAGACAGGGUACGUGGAGGUGGACCAGGACCACGGCGGUGAGUUUUUCUACUACUUCAUCGAGUCGGAGAACAAUCCGGCAGAGGACCCCCUGCUCCUCUGGCUGACCGGCGGCCCCAGGUGCUCUGCCUUCAGCGGAUUAGUCUUCGAAAUCGGCCCCCUGAAAUUUGUGACAGCCGAGUACAACGGGAGCUUGCCAAGCUUGGUGUACCGUCUCUAUUCCUGGACCAAGGUAGCCAACAUUAUUUUUUUAGAUUCCCCAUCGGGCUCUGGAUUCUCGUACUGGACAAAAGAAGAAGAGAAUGAUUCAUCUUGGGUUCAACAGGUUGAUAAGUUUCUUGUACAGUGGUUUGUUGGGCACCCACAGUUCAUCUCCAAUCCCCUCUACAUUGCUGGGGAUUCAUAUGCUGGAAAAAUUGUACCUAUGGUGGCCAAAAGAAUAUUGGAUGGAAUUGAUGAAGGGAAAGAGCCACUACUUAACCUCCAGGGUUACAUUAUUGGCAACCCAGCCACAGGUGGAAAAGUCGAUAAGAAUUCUAAAAUAUCUUAUGCUCACAGCAUGGGGAUCAUAUCAGAUGACUUCUUUGAGAUGAUACAAAAAAGUUGCAGCGGACAAGACUAUCGAACUCCCACCACUUCACAAUGCCAGAUGUAUCUUGACUCAUUUAACAAUGUGUUCUUAUCAGAAAUUAAUGAGGCACACAUUCUAGAAGUGUAUUGUCCUGAGUCUCGAUUAAACCACCCACAUAGUCUUGUGAGCACAACUUCUAGUAAACGAAUUUUGAAGGAGAACCAAAACAUUCUUGACCCUCCACCAUUUCCCGAUCUGAGUUGUCGAUGUUAUGCUCAUACUUUGGCUUAUUAUUGGGCUAAUAGUAACAUUGUGAGGAGGGCUCUCAACAUCAGAAAGGGGACAAUUAAAGAAUGGGUAAGGUGUAAUCGUCACUUACCUUACACAAUAGAACUCAAGAGUAAUAUCAAGUAUCAUCUCAGCCUUUUGCAAAGAGGAUACCGUGCUUUGGUUUACAGUGGUGAUCAUGAUCUAGUGGUACCUUUCUCGGGGACAAAACAAUGGAUAAAGUCCUUGAAUUCUUCUAUUGUGGAAGAUUGGAGAUCUUGGCAUGUUGGUGGUCAAGUUGCUGGGUAUACCAUGACAUAUUCCAAUAAUUUGACAUUUGCAACUGUGAAGGGUGCUGGUCACACAGCUGCAGAGUACAAACCACAAGAAUGUCUAGCUAUGUUCACGAGAUGGAUUUCUGGUGCAACACUAUGAGGUAUUUGUCUUCCCUCUAUCAUGGAGUUCAUCAAAAUAUGAAAAAGAUCAAGGAAAACAUUAUUAAUCUUUUCGGUAAAGAUUACUCUAUUAUCAUGGUGAUUGUUAUUUUAUAUUUGUUUUUGAUAGAAUAUAUUGAUUUCCCUUCUAUGGAGCUUUAAGUUUCUUUUUGACUAAAAACUAAGUUCAGAUUGCUAAAAUCUGGAGAUUGUGUUUGUUCAUAUGGUGCAAGAUUUGAACCUUAAAGUUUUUGCAUA